AUGGAAAUUGUUUGGGAGGUGCUUUUUCUUCUGCAAGCGAAUUUCAUCGUCUGCAUUUCAGCUCAACAAAAUUCACCAAAAAUCCAUGAAGGCUGGUGGGCUUAUAAGGAGGUGGUCCAGGGAAGCUUUGUUCCAGUUCCCUCCUUUUGGGGUUUGGUGAACUCAGCUUGGAAUCUUUGCUCUGUUGGGAAAAGACAGUCACCUGUCAAUAUUGAAACCAGCCAUAUGAUUUUUGAUCCCUUCUUAACUCCACUUCGCAUAAACACAGGGGGAAGAAAGGUCAGUGGGACGAUGUAUAAUACAGGGAGACAUGUAUCUCUACGACUAGACAAAGAGCAUUUGGUCAACAUCUCUGGAGGGCCGAUGACAUAUAGCCACCGCUUAGAGGAAAUCCGGUUACACUUUGGAAGUGAAGACAGCCAGGGAUCAGAGCACCUACUCAACGGACAGGCUUUCUCUGGAGAGGUUCAACUAAUCCACUAUAACCAUGAGCUGUACACAAAUGUCACAGAAGCUGCAAAGAGUCCUAAUGGGUUGGUGGUAGUUUCCAUAUUUAUGAAAGUAUCUGAAUCAUCAAAUCCAUUUCUAAAUCGUAUGCUUAACAGAGACACCAUAACAAGAAUAACAUAUAAAAAUGAUGCAUACUUACUACAGGGGCUUAAUAUUGAGGAACUUUAUCCAGAGACAUCUAGCUUCAUUACAUAUGAUGGGUCAAUGACAAUUCCACCCUGCUAUGAAACAGCAAGCUGGAUAAUAAUGAACAAACCUGUCUACAUAACAAGGAUGCAGAUGCAUUCUUUACGACUGCUAAGCCAGAAUCAGCCAUCACAGAUAUUUCUGAGCAUGAGCGACAAUUUCAGACCAGUCCAGCCUCUCAACAAUCGAUGUAUCCGAACUAAUAUCAACUUUAGUUUACAGGGAAAAGAUUGUCCAAACAAUAGAGCACAGAAACUACAGUAUAGAGUAAAUGAAUGGCUCCUCAAGUAA
Egretta garzetta (little egret) is the source of this 987-nucleotide messenger RNA. It is a transcript of the gene CA10, whose product is annotated as carbonic anhydrase 10. Gene Ontology annotation, molecular function: carbonate dehydratase activity; zinc ion binding. The record is from RefSeq and is a predicted model, not a curated record. The transcript is spliced from 9 exons. Lineage: Eukaryota; Metazoa; Chordata; Aves; Pelecaniformes; Ardeidae. Bases 1 to 987 code for a protein of 328 amino acids.